Molecule: messenger RNA, 477 nt
Organism: Cavenderia fasciculata
Lineage: Eukaryota; Evosea; Eumycetozoa; Acytosteliales; Cavenderiaceae
Exons: 4
Coding region: 1-477 (158 amino acids)
Biological process (GO): protein sumoylation
Cellular component (GO): nucleus
Molecular function (GO): SUMO conjugating enzyme activity
Source: RefSeq, a predicted model, not a curated record
AUGUCAGAUUUAGCAUUAUCAAGAUUAGCUGAAGAAAGAAAGAGUUGGAGAAAAGAUCAUCCAAUCGGAUUCUUUGCUAGACCUCAAGCAGGUGCAGAUGGUGUUGCUAAUAUGAUGAUUUGGGAUUGCGGUAUCCCAGGUAAAGAUGGUACACCAUGGGAAGGUGGAUUAUACCCAUUGACGCUUAAAUUCCCAAAAGAGUAUCCAGUCAAGGCACCACUCUGUUUGCUUCCACCUGGAUUCUUCCACGUAAACGUAUUUGAUAAUGGACAAAUCUGUCUGUCAAUCAUUGGUGAUGGAUGGAAACCCACCAUCUCUAUUAAACAAAUUUGUCUUGGUGUACAAGAUUUACUUGAUAAUCCAAAUCCAAACAGUCCAGCCAACUCUAGUGCCUACGAUUCAUUUAAGAAAAACAAAGCAGCCUACACUGAAAAAGUUAAACAACAAGCAAAGAAGUUCCCUCCACAAGAGUCCUAA